This is a messenger RNA of Diospyros lotus (date-plum), 1285 nucleotides long. RefSeq names its product transcription factor MYB15-like. NCBI's taxonomy places the organism in Eukaryota, Viridiplantae, Streptophyta, Magnoliopsida, Ericales, Ebenaceae. The transcript has 3 exons. The coding region runs from base 195 to 965 and encodes 256 amino acids. The record is from RefSeq and is a predicted model, not a curated record.
ACAGUCAAUCAACAGCUCUUAAACUCCCCAAAAGCAUUCAGCUUUAUAUAAAUUCAUCGUCAACAAGCUCUCAAACGUGUCGCCAAUUAAGCCAGAGAGAUUCAGCAGCCACUGGAAUUUAAGCUUCGAGCUUUAGAUCUUCUUCUUCUAUCAAAGUAAUCGAGUGAGCCAGGGAGAGUGAAAGUAAGAACAGAAUGGUUCGAGCAGCUCGAGUUGAUGAAAAUGGAAUGAAGAAAGGGGCUUGGACUCCUGAAGAAGACGAGAAAUUGAGGGCUUAUGUUCAGAGAUAUGGCCACUGGAACUGGCGCCAACUCCCCAAGUUUGCAGGUUUGUCGAGAUGUGGGAAGAGUUGCAGGCUGAGAUGGAUGAAUUACCUUCGUCCCAAUGUGAAAAGAGGAGCCUAUACCAAAGAAGAAGAGGAAAUCAUCAUCAAACUCCACCAGCAACUCGGAAACAAGUGGUCGAUUAUGGCCGGAAAAUUGCCCGGAAGAACGGACAACGACAUAAAGAACCACUGGCACACCAACCUGAAGAAGCGAGUGAGGCGAAACCAGUCUGCGAAGACGAAGGAGGAAACCAUUAACGCCCCCGGCCAAGCUCAGCCGGCCGGAAAGAGAGAACAGGAGUCUGAAGAAGCCGCCGCCGAUCGCUUGCCGGAGCCGAAUUCAGAAGGCUUCUUCGCGCUGUCCCCGCCGGAAGCAUCUUCCAGUGAAAUCACUUCUCCGAGCUCCGACUACCCGCCGUUGAGUGAACUAAACUGGGCUUUAGAUUUGGAAGACGGCAUCUCUUCGUUCGAAAUUUCGGCUCAAGACAUUGACAGUUUCUGGACUCAGCCGUUUUUGCAAGACACGUCGUACAACGUUAACAGUACUGUGUUCUCGCCGCCAUUCUUCGCCGGCGAAGGAAUUUACGACUACGGCAUGGACUUCUUCCCCCAACUUGCUGAAGAAAUUCCCCAACAAUGAGAGAUUCCUGAUAAAUGAAAGGGAAAUUAAAGGGAAACAAGAGCCACAAAGAGCCUUUGUUUUGUAUCCACAGCUUCAUCAUUUUAAUUACCACUCCGGAGGGAUAGUCCCCCAAGUGAUAAUAUUAGUGAGCCCGAGAUCUCGAGUUUGAUUCUUGUGAGCUUUAGUUGUUUUCUUCUCAAGUCUCGAUUGUAUAAUCUUACCCAAAAAAUGAAAAUUUAUAAUUCUUUCGGUAUGCAUUACCAUUACCAAUGUAAUAAUAAUAAUAAUGUGUAAAGCAUUGAAUAUGAAUCCGAUCAUUAAUAAGUUUUUGCUUUGAA